This is a messenger RNA of Betta splendens (Siamese fighting fish), 3385 nucleotides long. RefSeq names its product splicing factor U2AF 65 kDa subunit-like. Bases 127 to 1527 code for a protein of 466 amino acids. Gene Ontology annotation, biological process: mRNA processing. NCBI's taxonomy places the organism in Eukaryota, Metazoa, Chordata, Actinopteri, Anabantiformes, Osphronemidae. The record is from RefSeq and is a predicted model, not a curated record. The transcript is spliced from 11 exons. Gene Ontology annotation, molecular function: poly-pyrimidine tract binding; pre-mRNA 3'-splice site binding. Gene Ontology annotation, cellular component: nucleus; U2AF complex; U2-type prespliceosome.
GGAGGCGGGGGGUGGGGGGUCUCAGUGGGCUUUUGCUGCACUGACAGUUCGGCUGCCUUAACCGUCCGCUCGGGCCGGAGGCGAGCCGGACCUGCCGUGUUCAAGCACGACAGCAUAACCGGCAGAAUGUCGGAUUUUGAAGAAUUUGAGAAGCAGCUGAGUGAGAAUCGACAAGAACGAGAACGAGAGCGGCAUAAAAAGAGGAGUCGCAGCGGAUCUCUUGGCCGCGGCGACAAACAUCGCAGCUGGAGUAAGGACCGAGGGAGCCGCAGCCGAGAGAAGCGGAGCCGCAGCCGAGACCGCAAGAGCCGAGACCGUCGCAGCUCCUCGCGGGACCACAAAAAGCACAGCCACUCUCCAAGACGAACAAGGAAGAAAAGAAUCUGCAAAUACUGGGACGUGCCUCCCCCUGGCUUUGAGCACAUCACUCCAAUGCAGUAUAAAGCUAUGCAAGCUGCUGGGCAGAUUCCAACGAUCGCUCUGCUGGCAACCUCCACCACCACUGGAGUGGCUGCAGCGCCGACACAAGUCCCCAUAGUUGGCAGUCAGAUGACAAGACAAGCCAGACGCCUCUACGUUGGAAAUAUUCCUUUCGGAGUGACUGAAGAAUCCAUGGCCGAGUUCUUUAACGCUCAGAUGCGGCUUGCAGGCCUUUCACAAGCUCCAAGUAACCCUGUGCUCGCUGUGCAGAUUAAUCAGGAUAAGAACUUUGCUUUCCUAGAGUUUCGGUCUGUGGAUGAGACGACGCAGGCCAUGGCCUUUGAUGGAAUCAUUUUCCAGGGUCAGUCACUGAAGAUCAGAAGACCUCACGACUAUCGACCUCUACCUGGUAUCUCAGAGCAGCCUGCCUUCCACGUCCCAGGUGUCGUCUCCACUGUCGUCCCUGAUUCCCCCCAUAAACUUUUUAUAGGAGGACUACCCAACUACCUUAACGAUGACCAGGUUAAGGAGCUCUUGACCUCAUUCGGGCCACUUAAAGCGUUCAAUCUUGUGAAGGACAGUGCGACAUCACUGUCAAAAGGUUACGCCUUUUGUGAAUAUGUAGACAUCAGUGCAACAGAUCAGGCCGUAGCUGGGCUCAAUGGAAUGCAGCUGGGUGAUAAAAAGCUGAUAGUCCAAAGAGCGAGCGUGGGAGCUAAAAACGCCAACCCUACCUCCAUAGUAGAGACCCCAGUAACGCUGCAGGUCCCCGGGCUACAGAGGCUGCAAAACUCUGGCAUGCCCACCGAGGUACUGUGCCUUCUAAACAUGGUAAUGCCAGAGGAAUUGGUGGACGACGAGGACUACGAGGAGAUCCUGGAAGACAUCCGUGAAGAGUGUUGCAAGUAUGGAAGCGUUCGCUCCAUCGAGAUCCCCCGCCCUGUCGACGGUGUGGAAGUCCCUGGGUGUGGAAAAAUCUUCGUGGAGUACGUCUCAGCUGCAGACUGUCAGAAAGCCAUGCAGGCCCUCACCGGCCGCAAGUUUGCCAACAGAGUCGUGGUCACCAAAUACUACGAUCCAGACAUGUAUCACAGACACGAGUUUUAAAGGCGGAUCUGACAGGAGCGUCUUUCUUGUCAUUUCUGUUUGUCAGCUUGGGUUCAAGUUAGUUUAUUUAGUGCUCUGAAUGUUGUGAAUGUGUCCUUAGAAACUAGACUUGAUAAAUACAUAUUAUGAUGUCUUCUACUUAACAAACUAAACUGCAAUGCGUGUUUCUUCAAUACUGAAUAUUUAACUCCCAACAAUACCUGUAACAUGAACUGAUCUCAUUCUGGUUUUGCAUAAAAGCUGUAGUAGAUAUUACAUUUGCUGUAGAAUAACUGCCAAACCUAAACAUAUACUGUAAUAUUGCCUGACAUUGCCAGAGUAGCUGUCCUAUCAAGUAUAUGUCAUGUGAGGAAAAGAGAAAAAGAGGCGCAUUUACAUUUUUCUUCAAGUAUUUUUACUCAAAUCUGAAAAGCCAUCAUAAUUUACAUAUUUAAUACUACUCCAUUGAUUACUGUAAUUAUUAUUUUUUGUAUGCCAAAUCUUGAAAACAUAUGAUGCUAGUAUUUCUUACGAACACCUAAUGGCCUCAUACUUUGUCAAAAGUGAGAAAAUACUGUAUAUAUUAUUACAAAUAUAAUUUUGUAAAUAUAAAACAAGUCUAAGUAAGAUAUGUAUAUUCAGCUGGCCACAUACAGUGAAGCAGAGGCCACUUGAACUUCUACACAAUAAUACUUCUACAAAAUAAUAUUAUGGUCCACGUUUAGGGAGUGGGGCCUAAUGCUGGUAGGGAAACUUGAACUAGUACUGUAAUGGUGGGAUUUUACAAACAACUGUCAGUCAGCGAUGUCAUUCAUCAUUUGUUGUCAGCAUCAUAUUCUAAAAUAAUAAAGCCUAGAGAAAAUGUUACCAAAAGAAACCAACAUAUUUUUUUCACAGUAUUAAACUUAUUUAGUUGUGCGGUUUUAUUGUCUGUAAUUUACAUAUACAGUACAGCAUUCAAACACAUGGGGAUGAUGGCCAGUUGACCAUGAAGCAAACUUGUAUUUUCACAAUAAAACUGUCUUGUGUAUUAAUUAGAAUAUAUUAAAUUAUACUAUACAAUCAUGUGCAGAAUAUACAGUACUGUAUUGUGACUUUUUAAAACUAAAACAUAUUAAAAAAUUUCUAAUUGUUUUGGGUCUUAGUUUUAGGUAAAUACUGUAAAACAACAACACUUUCUUUACUGUGCAUUUAUUUAUUUAUAUAACGUUAAUUAAGCCCAAAAGAAAGGUUCCUCCAGUGAUUUUGUUAGUUUAGCUGAAAUAGUUUGAAGUAAUUGUUUGUUGUAAGACCUUCUUUCUUUUUCACAUUACUCCAGUUAAUUAUGACCCUUUGGGCAUUCACCUCUGCAUUUCUGCUCAGUGGAUGGAACCAACCAACAGCAGCAAUGAGGUGUUCCAUUUAAACACAGUUUGUGUUUUUCUCAACAUGGGAUGCAUGCAGUUUCACAAUUGUCACUUGUGCGUUCGUGCUUUGUAUCUUAGUCCAUUAGAACAAAUUGUACUUGUUCAGUCUCCUUAUAAUUAUGCUGCUUUGGAUUGAAACAUGUUUAGCUAGACCUGUAGGGUCUGUAAAGCAAACUGGCAAACGUUCUGCCUUUAUAGAGGUCUUCAGAACUGCUGACAAUGAUCACAAGCUCCAGAUUAUAACUUUCCUGUUAAACUCUGUGGAAGUAAUAAAGUUAAGGGGGGUACUUUACUUUGCAUUGUCAUUUUUUUUUCAAUACAUAAAUGCAUAUUGAAAAAAGUUAAAUGUUGUUUUUAGCACAACACUGUACAACUGUAAUUUAUCCAUUUUUGACGGCUAACUACUACUAAAUCUUCUUAUCAUGUAUCCCUGCCUCUGUAUUUGCCUUCAAUAAAGGCCUGUGUCCACUGUC